UCGCACAACGAGAGCAAUAUUAGUUUUGUGACUUGAUCAAAUUGUGUUUCAGUCGCGAAGUUAGUUCUGAUAGAAUACUAUUCGUGGCUUUUUUACAGGGCUCAAUCUCAGAAGAACCAAUAGCCACAACAUCUGAUCAUCCGACAAUCUGUGGUUCAGGGAUAUUGAUCAAACUUUAUAUCUCAGCUUAUCAGAGCUGAUACCAAAAUUAAACCUACACAGAAAUUUGAACAUGGAAAGUAAAAUGAAGGAAUAUCUGAUACAAACAAUCCUGCGAGACUGUCGAACACAAGAAUGCAACAUCUCCGGUGAUCUUGUUGAAUUUUUGGUAAACUUGAUGCUCCUCGAUCCAGAGCAUGAUUUUGGUAGAGAAGAUACAUGUCGUAAUGAUUUGACAAGCAUCGUCUCUGCGGCUGUGGCUAAGUUGAUUGAUCGCAGUAGCCCGAGUCUGGUAGUAUUAAAACUUCAGUUAUAUUUCAAUAAGCACUACGUACCCAGAGACGAAGUUAUUGCAAAGCAUAGAAAAUGUAUUUACACAAAGACUGCGCCACUUCUGAAGGAAAUCUGUAACACGACGUUACAGAAAAGUACUGAACAAGAUAUUGAAAAAUUGUACCAAAAAAUUGUUGUGUUUGUCAUCUUGUUGAGCGGACUUGGAAAUCCUUCGGUACCUGCUGUGCUGAGAGAGGCUAGCGUGGCUUUGCAGAGUGUUUAUCGACUUUCUGAAUUGAAACAUUUUGUUUCUCUGUCGUUGGAUGAAAAAGAAAGACAAUUGACGGAACUCAUGUGUAUCGUUGCUGGUAUUCGACUCUUCAACCGAGACUUACAGCGAGGGGGCGAAGGAAUUGAUGACUUGACCACUGUCCUUCAAGAGGCAGUAGCAAAGACUCAAUCAUCGACAAUGCACGUUUUGGAGACAAUCAUGAACAAAGUGUACAAUUUCACGACUGCCGUGGACCGAGUAAUAAUGUCAUCAUACAUCGGGGAGGAAGAAGUUUGUUCAGAUAACACAAAGCAUUGCACGGUCUCAGAAUUAAGUUCUCAGCAGGUCAAAUGGGCUGUCGAAAUGUUGGCGGCAGGACGUCAACAAGAAAUAUAUAUUCGAAAGAUCAUGGAUGAUAUAGAGCGAUGUGAAUGCAAUGUGAAAAGUUUGAUGGAAAAACUACAGGCUCGAUUACUCCAAUUGCAUGGUGCUGUUCAUUGCAGAACAGCAAUACCCACCAUAGAAAUAUAUCCCCAAUUCAUCGACUUAGCAAACACUUGGAUGCAACUGCAGGAUGAAGUUGUCAUUUUGAGCAACAUUAAUACAUUUUUAUGGGAAUUGCAAUCCAUGACUAUAGAGAGCGUGGACACUUACGACGAUGGGUUAUUACGUGUAUUGGUUGACGAUAAUCAAGUAUUAACAGAUGCCGAAAGACUCGAAGAACACAUGGGAAAAAUGAUAACCGAGGCAGGAGAAUGUCAAAUAUUUUACCCCAACAUCACUAAGGACUUUGAUCAAAUUCACCUCGAAUACCUGGGUUUCUGUGCAUGGAGUUUUACACAGGGUAAAGGUGCCUUGAUCCCAGGAAAUCCAAACAUCGGUGUCGUGAAGUGGAAUGGAAAGUAUUUUGCGUUCAGUUCUAGAGUGGCCGCUAGUAAGUUUGGAGAGUGUCCAGAAAGAUUCGUCCAUGAGGCUAUCGAGUUCGUUUACAAAAAUCCCGAGUACAUCAACUUGCUCCAAAUGUACGAUGAUGUCAAGCCUGUUAGAAGAGCCCGAACCAUAUCUGAUGCAGCUUCUGACCCAAAGGUGUUGCAAGAUCAAGAAGUGCAAACUGAUUUGCAUCCAUUGGAGUCAAAUAUCGUUGAACAUUAUACAUCAAGUACUUGGGAGUACAGGCGGAGAGCACUGCAUCUAGCAAGUAUUUGCCAAAGAGCAACGCACAGUACUCAAACUUACAAAUCGAAUUAUCGAAGUAACAUUUACACUCAUACGGCUCCACCAAAGAAUCGAGAGAUGCAAACAAUGCGAGAUAAUUUCGCUAAUACAAGUAAAUUGAAAAAUUUCAUAUUUGGAUUGCGUGGAAGAUGCGAUGACAAGCAACACGUUUUACACAUGGAAGAGUCACCGUGAAACAAGCAGUUCCCUCCCUUUUUUAGUUUGUCUAUUCGUAAGAGCAGUGUCAGAUAUUGUUCUUUCGAUUUGUUUAUGGAUUUUAUGUAAUGGAUGACUUUUCUUCUAAUGAUGACAAAAAUCGAAUCUUAUUCGAAGUCGUAGUGUAAAAAAAAAGUAACGCUUCUAACGCAGUGGUUAUAGAAGACAAAAGAAAGAAAAAAAGGGAGGAA
This is a messenger RNA of Athalia rosae (coleseed sawfly), 2325 nucleotides long. RefSeq names its product cilia- and flagella-associated protein 206. Gene Ontology annotation, cellular component: axoneme; ciliary basal body. Lineage: Eukaryota; Metazoa; Arthropoda; Insecta; Hymenoptera; Athaliidae. Bases 233 to 2113 code for a protein of 626 amino acids. The transcript is spliced from 13 exons. The record is from RefSeq and is a predicted model, not a curated record. Gene Ontology annotation, biological process: regulation of cilium beat frequency.